CUACCACCUCCCCCCCCAAAAAGGUAUUCCUCUCCCACACUCUCUACUCUCCAAAAAAAAACCUCCCACUUGCACUCUCUUUUGGAGGAGUUGAUGGGUUCACCGCCGGUGAGAUUAGCACCGGUACUUCUCCUCCUCCUCCUCCUCCUCCUAACAUCAGCAGUAGUGGACGGAGCGCAGUGGUGCAUAGCGAGCAGCGAAGCAAGCGACCGAGCUCUACAGGCCGCUUUGGACUACGCUUGCGGACCCGGGUCGGCGGAUUGUCAGCCCAUUCAGCCCAGCGGGCUUUGCUACUUGCCCAACACUAUGCAGGCCCACGCCUCUUAUGCCUUCAACAGCUUUUAUCAGCGGUCUCGUGGUGCCCCCGGCGCUUGUGACUUCGGCGGCGUUGCCACCAUCACUAUCACAGACCCGAGUUAUGGAGCUUGCACUUUCCCUUCAUCAGCAAGCUCGGCAGGAGGCCCCAGAACUCCGACAACAUCAACCUCUCCCAACACAAACACUCCGAACUCAUCAGGCAUUGGCGGCGACACGACUGGCACUGGUAUCGGUGGGCUAACUCCGGUUGGCGGUCUUACUCCAGGAAACGGGCUAACUCCUAACACUGGAUUCAACUCGGGCUUUAGCCCAACAUUGCCUAAUACCGAUGACAUAUCCGGUGCCUGUUCCGUUCCGCUUCCUCUCCUACUCUUUACCUGCUUUCAUUUUUUGUUAUUGCUCCUACGGUAGGCGUGAGCAGACUUAGAUACCAAAGUUUUGUGGUAGUCUUGAUGCUGUUAUUUAUCAAAAAAAAGAAUUAGUGGGUACUCAAAGGACAUAGAAGUUAUGAGUUUUACGCUUUUGGU
Molecule: messenger RNA, 845 nt
Organism: Asparagus officinalis (garden asparagus)
Lineage: Eukaryota; Viridiplantae; Streptophyta; Magnoliopsida; Asparagales; Asparagaceae
Product: PLASMODESMATA CALLOSE-BINDING PROTEIN 2-like
Exons: 3
Coding region: 94-729 (211 amino acids)
Source: RefSeq, a predicted model, not a curated record